UUGGCUUCAGUUUUUUUCGGCUCAGCGCGUGUGCCACAUGCGCUCCCCUUAGGCCAUGAUGCCGACCCUGGCGACGCGAGCACAUGCUGCAGCCCCGUAAAGCGGGACCUGCAGCCAUGCGGCUCGCCACGCGGCUCUUGGUGUUCUUCAUCGGAUUGCAGUUGGCCAAUGCCCAGGCGCAAGAACCAGGGCCCGCGGCCGCCGCUGCCUUCGAUCGUUUCGGGGACGGCGACUGCAUGACCAGUGCCAUGCUUCCGGUCCGCGGGCGCUCGCGGCGGGACAUGGAGCACGGCGCCUGCCGCGCAGUCUGUGACACGGACAACUGCAUUGGUUACAGCUACGCCCCGUGCGAGCGUAUCUGCACGCUGCAUGGUGAGCCUGCGCUUUUUCAAGGCCUGCCACUGCCAGAGCGGUGGAGCACCUUGAAUGGAGGUGGCCUCAUCGCCAGCACCGAUCUGCGCUGCGGCACCAGCUGCUACGUCCGAAAGGCGCCCUGCCCAGGCGGCACGCUCCGCUCCGCGGGCGCCUUUAUGAACUAUGAAUCUUUGACCUAUGCAUUGUCACGGACUUUGGAGUGCCCCUUUCCUCACAAGGGCUCGGUGACCAUCGUGUGCACCUCCACGGGCGUCGAGGUGCAAAGCGGCCGAUGCCUGCGGCCCUGCGACUCAGGGCUUGUCCGGGACGACUUCUUUGAAGUGAAGUACCCUCCCACGCGCCACGGGGAAUUCGGUGCAGGGGAGUGUCCCACAGGGACCUUGGGGAAUAUGACCAUUUUCUGCAAUGACGGCUCGGCCACUUGGGUACUGGGGCAGUGUGGCAUCAACUGCCCUGCAGGGUCUUUGAGAUCGGGAUCUUCAGUGGUCUUCUUCCCAGUGCUCGAUCAUGAGGAGAGAACCAUCCUGGAUUGCCCCAGUGGAUGGACCGGCAAAGUGGGGCUGGAAUGCAUCAAUGAGGACACGUCCCUCAUCAGCGGUGGUUGUAAAAGGCAUUGCGCUGCUGGAAUUCUGAACAUUACCGUAGCAGCGCUUCCAGCACCACCGGUGCAGGGAUUUUUGUCUCACCAGGCCUUGGAGCACGGUCGAGGCAAGCGCUCCGACUGCCAGAGUGACGACGAUAUGCUCACCGGUGGUUUGAUUCUGUUCUGUAACGAUGGCAAUGUGACACCGGACUAUACUUUGUCUGGGGGACCUUGCCGACGUCAUUGUGCUCCGGGAUACAUCGGAACUGGCAUGAGAGGUGUGAGCUAUGGAAAAAUUCCACAUGGGCAGAAUCAAACACUACAGUGCAACCCCGGCUAUGACGGCUACUUCUUAAUUCAAUGUGUGGAUGGCGAAGUCAUCCAUUUGGAGGGCAUGUGUCACAUGGAUUGCAUCGUGGGGACCAUCACAUCCAACACCAUCACACUGCCUCAUGUGGCCAUGAAGCAUGGAGAGAACACCACCGUGGAGUGCCCCAUCGAGACGCACACGGGGAAUAUCACCGUCCUGUGCGAUGAUGGACAGGCCAAGAUGGUGGAAGGCUUCUGCGGAUUGAAUUGCUCUGCCGGAUCGAUCCGUUCCAAUGGGGCACUGGUGCGAUAUCCGGGCAUACCGCACUACGAGCGACUGAACAUUAGCUGUCCCGCUCCUUGGGGCGACAUGAUCGAGUUCCGCUGCUAUGACGGAAGUAUACGCUUCGACGGUGUGUGUGGGCGACAGUGCCCGGGAGGGAGAUUGUCGAAUAACGGUGCAACAGUCUUCUAUGGGAAUCUCAAUCAUUCGGAGGUGGCCAAUUUCAGCUGCGAGACCUUGUUCCAAAGCGAGCUCACCUUCUCAGGUCAGCUGGAAGUGGCCUGUUGGGAUGGUCGCGUGAGCAGCACUGGUGGCCAGUGCUUCCCCGACUGCUCUCGAGGUGAAAUCAACAACAACGGUGCCAGAAUUCUCGUGCCACCUUUGCUAGCCGGUGAGUCGAUCCUCACUCACUGUGAGCCGUCACAGGCCUAUGGCAUGGUGACAGUGAGCUGUUUGGAAGGCUUUCAGCGUGUCACCAGCGGUUCCUGUGGAGAUCCCUGUCCUGCGGGGCCCUUUUCCAAUGUGAACACGCGGCAUACGCCGAUUGAGCUGGAAGAGGUUUGGCACGACACCGGUGUGUGGAAGGACUGUCCGUUGGAUUUGAGCGGUCGAGUCUACAUCAAUUGCUUCGAUCGUAUCCUGCGGGUGCUCGAAGGGCAGUGCGGCGAGCGCUGUCCAGCGCAGCAGAUCACCAUGUCCGGUGGCAACUUCAACAGUCCUCGGUUGGAUCACGCAGAAACCUUUCUUCAACCUUGCCUGGAGCCAUACAGCAGCCACAUCAACUUGACCUGUCACUUCGGUGAUCUUUCGGUGACGAGCAACUGCCAGCUGGGCUGCUUCGCGGGGAGCUUCACGCUUCCGAAUGGUGCCCUCGUCUCUCACCCGAACCUCGUCAGUGGUCAAACAAGCUCACCCGCCUGUCCACCGGGCUUUGUCGGGGAGGUCUCGGUCAUUUGUGUCAAUGGCACCAUGGAGCGUGACACAGGGGCUUGCCAUGCCCAUUGCUCUGCUGGACGCUUUCGGGGGCCGACGGAUUAUGCCAUCAACCACGAGGAGAUCCUGUACAACGAAACCAGCCUGGUGUCCUGUCCCAUUGGCUUUUUGGGUACCUUGCGCCUUCGCUGCCUGGGCACAGUGGUCAUCGACAGUGGCGAGUGCAUGCGGAACUGCAUUGACGGAGUCUUCAGGGUUCGCGAUGGCAUCCUGAUGAACUACCAGGCCAUGGAGCACAACCAGCUCAGCAACGAGAUGAUUUGCCCGCGUGGCUACGUUGGCUCCAUUCGGCUGAGCUGCUUCGAUGGCAACGUCGGGCUGCAUUCGGGAAAGUGCUUUGAGCACUGUGGCAGCGGACAGGUCCAAGGUGCCAGUUACAAUGAUCUGAAUCACGAGGAUUACGACUCAAUUAUUUGCCCAGAGGUCGGCCAGAUUCGCAUUCGUUGCUUUGAUGGCGAGACCCAAGUCUUAGAUGGAGAGUGUUUGUAUGGCUGCGCGGGGGGCACCUCGAUCGAUCCCAACGGAGUCCCCGUGCAGCACCCCGCCUUCCCGCACGACACCCGCGCCAAUGGCACUUGCAGUCAAUCUGGCGUUGGCCAAGUGGAGCUUUAUUGCAACAAUAUGAAAGUCUCGCUGGUCUCUACUAGCCGGAGCUGCGACAGACAUUGUGAGCCGCAGAUCACUGUGUCGAGGGAUGGUUCCAACAUUUCUGCGCCCUACAUCGAGCAUUUGCAGACGGCCUCACAGCAGUGCCCGAACAGCAUCCCCGGGCUCUUGGCUUUGCGUUGCCAGGACAAUGUCACGACCAUUUUCGACGGCAUUUGCGGGGACAUGAACUGCCGGGCCGGUACCGUCUUUUCCAACGGCGCAGAGAUCCUGCACCCAGCCAUCAACGACAAGCGCCGUGCGGGACCUGGCACCUGUGGCGCCGACUAUCUCGGGGAGCCGGUCUUUGAGUGCAAUGAUGGCAACACCACGGUCCUCACGGUGAACCUCAUCCGCCAGCCACGGAUCCCUGGUGUGGACAAUGUGAGUGAAAUCGGCUCGGAGUACAACUUUACGGAGGAUGAUCGCUUCAAGCUCUGCGGCUGUUGCUUGCCCCCGCCACCCUUGCCCGACGUGGAUGCGCUGAAGGGCUUGGACAGCUUGGUGGUCAUCUACUGGGCCGUGGCAGUCGGAGGCGCGGGCUUGUUAGUGGCCUUUGCUUCAGGAUAUUGGAUCCACCACCAGAGCAAGAAGAAAAAGCUCAGCCAGGUGGCCCCGGCAGCCACGGGCGAGGUGGAGGAUCAGUUGGCGCUCCCGGAGAACUCCUUCGACAACAAUCAGCUUGCUCUCAGGGAUGCUGCUGACACUCUGGCGGAGCCGCCAGAUCCCAACAUGGAUGCUAUGGUCAGACGUCCAAGCAUGGAUGGGCGGCAGUCAUCACAGAUCUCGCUGGCCCAAUCGCUGCCGUCGGAAGCACCAAGACCACAGAUCUUGAAGCCCAGGAGGGAUGGCACCAACAAGGAGUGGCAAUAUUGGUGAUUCGGUCGCCGGUUUUCGCACGCUGGGCUCUGCCAAAUUCUGCCAGACAGGUUUUGGACGGUGAAAGGAUCGGG
Messenger RNA from Durusdinium trenchii, 4141 nucleotides. The record is from the annotation of a GenBank genome assembly. NCBI's taxonomy places the organism in Eukaryota, Dinophyceae, Suessiales, Symbiodiniaceae.